This is a messenger RNA of Lineus longissimus, 522 nucleotides long. Its product is annotated as mucin-5AC-like. The transcript is spliced from 2 exons. The coding region runs from base 1 to 522 and encodes 173 amino acids. NCBI's taxonomy places the organism in Eukaryota, Metazoa, Nemertea, Pilidiophora, Heteronemertea, Lineidae. The record is from RefSeq and is a predicted model, not a curated record.
AUGGCAAAUAUCUCAAAGAAGCCAGUUCAAUCCUCUUCAACAACCAAAUGCAAGUCACAGGACACCCCAGCUAAGCCUGUGACGAAGAUUGUGAAAUCACCCCAAACGACCAAGCAACUAAUAGCAUCCACUACCACUACCAAACCUAACUCGAAGGCCACCCCAGCUAAGCCUAUGGCGAAGAUUGUCAAAUCACCCCAAACGACCAAGCAACCAAUAGCAUCCACUACCACCACCAAUCCUAACUCAAAGGCCACCCCAGCUAAGCCUGUGGCGAAGAUUGAAAAUGCCUCCACUUCACAGAACACCCCACUAAAGGCUGUUACCAAGAUUGUGAAAUCACCCCAAACAACCAAGCAACCAAUAGCAUCCACUACCACUACCAAACCUAACUCGAAGGCCACCCCAGCUAAGCCUAUGGCGAAGAUUGUCAAAUCACCCCAAACGACCAAGCAACCAAUAGCAUCAUUUACCACCACCAAACCUAACUCGAAGGCCAUCCCAGCUAAGCCUUUACAUUGA